AGUGUACUGUUUCCUCUGAUUCCCAUGUAAUACAGAAGACUGUGAGCAAGAACCAUGGCUUCUGAGUUAGAGAAUCUAAAUCCAAGUGCCCGAAUAAUGACAUUCCAUCCAACUACAGAAGAGUUCAAGAACUUCAGUCGUUACAUUGCAUACAUAGAAUCCCAAGGAGCCCACAGAGCUGGACUGGCAAAGGUCGUUCCUCCAAAGGAAUGGAAACCACGUGCUUGCUAUGAUGAUAUUGAUGAGCUAAUCAUCCCUGCUCCCAUUCAGCAAGUGGUUACUGGCCAGUCAGGACUUUUCACACAAUAUAACAUCCAGAAGAAAGCUAUGAAUGUUCGCGAGUUCAGAAGGAUAGCAAAUAGUGAUAAGUUCUGCACACCUCGUUAUACUGAAUUUGAAGACCUUGAACGCAAGUACUGGAAGAAUCUCACAUUUAAUCCCCCGAUCUAUGGUGCUGAUGUUAAUGGCACACUCUAUGACAAGCAUGUAGAUGAGUGGAAUAUUGGGCAUCUGAAUACAAUACUGGAUAUAGUAGAGAAUGAGAGUGGCAUUACCAUUGAGGGAGUGAAUACUCCUUAUCUCUAUUUUGGGAUGUGGAAAACUUCCUUUGCUUGGCACACUGAGGAUAUGGAUCUCUACAGCAUCAACUAUCUGCAUUUUGGAGAACCUAAAUCAUGGUAUUCCAUUCCUCCAGAACACGGGAAGCGGCUAGAACGCCUUGCUAAAGGGUUCUUUCCUGGAAGUGCCCAGAGUUGCGAAGCUUUCCUGCGUCAUAAGAUGACUCUGAUCUCUCCAUCGAUACUGAAGAAAUAUGGCAUUCCAUUUGAUAAAGUGACCCAAGAGGCAGGUGAAUUCAUGAUAACGUUUCCUUAUGGAUAUCAUGCUGGCUUCAAUCAUGGAUUCAACUGUGCUGAAUCUACUAACUUUGCCACUCUUCGGUGGAUUGAGUAUGGAAAACAGUCUAUUCUGUGUUCAUGCCGAAAAGACAUGGUCAAAAUUUCCAUGGAUGUUUUUGUGAGAAAAUAUCAGCCAGAUCGCUACAAGCUGUGGAAGGCAGGGAAAGAUGUGACCAUCAUUGAUCACACUCUUCCAACACCAGAGGCAGCGGAGUUUUUCAAAGAAGACCUCCUCCAGAAAGUUGGGAAGCAACAUCAUGAGGAAACUGAACCAGAAGAAGAAUGCAAAUCAGAUACAGACACAGAUGAGAACAGGAACUUGCCCAAGCACCGCAUUGGAACCAAGCGUCACCGUGUCUGCUUGGAAGUGCCCCAAGAGGUGAGCCAAAGUGAGGCCUUCCCCAAGGAAGAGCUGGUUCCAGUACAGUUUGAGAUGGAAGUGGCAGAGCCUCCUGUUGGACCUGCUAGAGAGCCAGUGCAGCAAGGUGACCAAGGACUGGCACCUUCAGAAUAUGCAGAUUUCUCAGAAGUAAAGUUUGAAGAACUAAAAACUGUGAAAUUAGAUGAAGAGGAAGAAGAGCCUGAAGCAGCUGUUUUGGAUCUUUCAGUUUCUCACUCAAUGACUUCCACUUUGGCCCAGUCAACUCUGAAACAGAGUCCUGUCUCCAGCCUUCAUUCUGGCUCUCCAUUUUGUUCCGGUUCUUCGGAUUGUGAACCCACUGACCUUCCCAGGCAGGCUUUUGAGCAAGCUGAGGUGCUGACUGUACAUAGCUAUGCUAAAGAAGAAGCAAAUGGCAUGGACAAUGGGCAAACCUCUGGGAAGAAAGCCAGUGCUACAGCAAGCGUGAAUGAACAGGAACUUGCAAAGAUGGCAAAGGAGUACAUAAGGUCAGUGAAAGAUCGCAAGAAGUCAAAAGGGCGUCGCCAGCCUUUGAGCAAACUCCCACGUCAUCACCCACUAUUGAUGAAAGAUGGCUUCAGUGAUGAUGAGAUGUCAGAGCAACUGGCACCAGAAGAAGAAAUUGAGGAAACGGAACCAUGGGCAAAGCCUCUCAGUCAGUUAUGGCAAAAUCGCCCUCCAAACUUUGAGGCAGAAAAGGAGUAUAAUGCAGCUAUGGCUCAGCAGGCUCCCUACUGUGCAGUCUGCAUGCUCUUCCAGACCUACCAGGCAGAUUGUGGAAGCCAGAGCUCUCAAGCAGCUCCAAAUGCUGCUGAUGGAAAGAUGAGAACAAAACCUCUGAUUCCUGAGAUGUGCUUUACUACCACUGGCUGCAGCACGGAUGUCAGUCUUUCCACACCUUACUUGGAGGAAGAUGGAACCAGCCUUUUGAUCACUUGCAAGUGUUGUCGGGUCUGCGUGCAUGCCAGUUGUUAUGGCGUAGCACCUGAGAAGGCAUCUGAGGACUGGAAGUGUUCCCGAUGCAAAGCUAAUGCUUUAGAGGAGGAUUGCUGUCUGUGCUCACUUCGAGGAGGUGCACUUCAAAAAGCCAAUGAUAACAAGUGGGUCCAUGUUAUGUGUGCGGUGGCAGUUCUGGAGGCCAAGUUUGUGAACAUUGCAGAUCGUAGCCCAGUAGAUGUCAGCAAGAUACCUCUGCAGCGCUUUCGACUGAAAUGUGUCUUCUGCAAAAAACGGCGGAAGAGAAUUGCUGGCUGCUGUGUGCAGUGCUCUCAUGGCCGAUGCCCUACAUCCUUCCACGUUAGCUGUGCUCAAGCAGCUGGAGUCAUGAUGCAGCCAGAUGACUGGCCUUUUGUGGUCUUCAUUACAUGUUUCAGGCAUAAGAUCCCAUCCCAAGCUGAGCGAGCCAAGGCUGCUCUGCAGGAUCUGACUGUGGGGCAGGCAGUGAUCAGCAAGCACAAGAAUGGGCGUUUCUACCAAUGUGAGGUGGUCAAUCUGACCAAGGAAACCUUUUAUGAGGUCAACUUUGAUGAUGGAUCCUUCAGCGAUAACCUGUAUCCAGAAGACAUUGUGAGUCAAGAUUGUCUCCAGCUGGGUCCCCCAUCCGAAGGAGAUGUUGUUCAAGUGAGAUGGACAGAUGGUCAGGUUUAUGGGGCCACAUUUGUGGCCUCACAUGUCAUCCAGAUGUACCAGGUGGAGUUUGAAGAUGGAUCCCAGUUGAUGGCAAAGAGGGAUGAUGUGUACACACUUGAUGAAGAGCUUCCCAAGAGGGUCAAAUCAAGGCUGUCUGUUGCCUCUGACAUGCGUUUCACAGAGAUCUUCACAGAGAAGGAGGUCAAACAAGAGAGAAAAAGACAGAGGGUGAUCAACUCACGCUACCGUGAGGAUUACAUUGAGCCUGCACUGUACCGGGCCAUUAUGGAGUAACAGCUGGCAACAGGGUUGGUUGUGCCCACUUCCUAGGUGGAUCCUAGCACUCCAGGACAGCAGAGGCCAAACAGACUGUCUUCACAUCCAGUUUUUUUUAAUGAAACAAAUUUAUUCUGCAGCAGCUGGAAGAUGGUUGUUGAAUCAUGAAGCACUCUGCUUUGCUGCCCUAAAUGUGGCAGCUAACAAGCCUGGAAUUGGGGAGCACAUCUCUUACUUUCUGAACCAGCUGGCCUAUAUCAGCCUGAAGGAUCUACCUUUGACAGCAAGUUUCUUCAUGUAGUGCCAGAGGCAAAUCUUCUCCAUGCCAUCCCAAGAAGUAACCCAGGCAGCUGCAAUGCUUUGAAUGAACUCCCACUUCUCUCCUGGAUAAAAUGUCUGGUCUGGGAGCAUUUCCCAGCUCACCAUGCCUGCACAAAGCUGGCAAUGUUACUGGUGCUUGACAGUGAAUUCCCUUUUUAUAUUUAUAACCCCGUUUUUGUCAUGAGUGGCUUCAGAUACGUGUUUUUUCAGCACCUCUCUGAGGCAGAACCAAGUGGGCUGAAGAAGGGAGAAUGAAACUGAGUCCCCUUUAGUCCCAACUUCUUGAACUUUUGAUUAAGUUUUUGUCCCUAUUUUGUACUCAGAGACUUAUUUACUCAUGCGUUUAAUUGUAAUAGUAAUGUGCCUAUGUAAUAGGAAACUAUUUGGAGCCAUUUAGCACCAUGCAUUCCUCAGGCAAGAAAAUCCUGGGACAUACCCUCAUUAAGGCAAUAAGGACUGCAAGGAUUCCAGGCCUCUUUUCUGCCUGGGUGGUAAAGAAGACAGACCCAAAAGUAUAGCAAGAAUGCUUUGGAAAAUGGUCACAGUUUUAUAUCACUGAAAGUGGCUCUGGCUUUUGCAGUGUCUUGAGUACAACUAGAGUAUUCAUAAAAUCACUUGUUAAUGGUCAAUGUUACUGGUAUUUCCAUUGUGAGUCUUGUGCUGCCUUUUUACCACAACAUGUGCAGGUUCAAGUAGCAUCAGACCAUUUGCAUAUUUAGUCCUGAGCUUUGGGAGGAAAUGUGAAAGAUUAAGAACAUGAUUUUGAUGGGACAACCUUCCUACUGUAAUCCAUGGAGGCAACUUCCAUUCAGAUGUAUUUUUUUUUAAAAGAGUGUAGCUUUGUAGACUACAGCCAUAUCACCCUGGAUGUGCCCAUUGCAUUUUAUCUUGGAAGAAAAUGUACCCUUGUUAUCACUGGUUACUCUAGCAAAGAGUGUCAUGCGCUUGCCCUCUCUCCAGCUUUUUCUGUUGCUGCACAAAUAUGCUGCAUAGCAGACUUUUUGUCUCACAGUAGACCAAACUUUGUAUAAAAGAAGUUUACUGUUUCUAGAUCUGCCAUACAGCAUACAUUGCAAAUCUUUUAUAGUAAUUAGAUUACGCAAAUUAUAGUAAUUAAUUGAUCCAAAUUUUGACCAGAUAGUUCUUUAGUCAAGAGGCAUGCAAAGUAUUAAGGCUUUUUCUUGCCUCUCCUGUUUUUUGCUAUUAGCUGGAAUCCCAAGACAACCCAGAACAGGAGGAGAGAUGCAGACCUUGAUAAUCAGUGUUAAACUGUUCUGCCUGUCAAUGUAGAGUUAAAACUGAACAACAUCCCUAGGUGUGAGUUGGUGUCUUCUGCAAACAGUGUAUUUAAGAACACAGUGUAUUUAAGAACUCUCUCAUAAUAGGGUUUGUAAACAUACCUGAACAUCACAAUAGCAGUUGCAGACGUGGCUGGGAGAGUUUCACUUUUUUGUCUUUCCUUCUAAAGGCUGUACCCCUCCCUAAAUGUGAAUCUGCGUCUGGAGGGACACUUUAGAAUUCCUUGGACAUCCACAUACCCCAUUUUCUUCUCUUUCCUUGUCAAGUAGCUAGUGCCAUGUGACAAGGAAGGUGUAAUGUUUAUAAAAUACAAAAACAAAUUGGAGCUUUGGUGUUAGGCAAAACCACCUGUGGGUGAACUAUUAUUUUGUCUGUCAGUAUUCCUUGAUUCCCUCAGGUAUGAUUUCCCCCACCCUCCCCUGUAGCUAUCACAGGUAGUAUUUCCUGCAUCCUGUGUCAGGAAGGAUUCUUUGCUUGGACUCCUUACUGGGCAGUAUUCCUCUGUGUAACAUAAUGUGUAUUUGAGCCCUUAUGGUGGUUUGAUUUGCAUAUAGCUUGCUAACAUAUACUCUUCAGCAUCAGGUAUCGAUCUUGAGACCAUGAAAACCAAAUCAAACACGGAAGACUCCCCCCACCUCAUGUUUUUAUUCUGAAAUGUCUUCUAAUUUAAAAUUAAAUCUAGAAAGUAUAUUUCACAAGAUAAAAAUGUUCUUAAACUGUAAAUGGGAAUUCAGAGUCUUUCUGGAGUUUUUUGUAUGAAUCAUGGUGGGCUGAGUAUAUCAGUGUUUCUCUGAAAAUGGCUCUUCUCAUUCCAGACUGUGGGGAAAGGUGGUAUUAUAAUAACAAGAUCAAUUUAAACCUAAAUACUUAAUGUAUUAACAAUAUGCAAUGGCUUAUACGUAGUGUCUAAAUUGGCACAUCUUAUGAAGAUUUGCAUUUAUUCUGAACAGUGUCCAGAAUUUAUCCAAAGCAUUCUUUCCUCCGUUGUACCUUUUUUUUUCUCAGUUGUAUACAUAUGGCUUUAGUUAGCAUCAGUGAACUGCAUUUUAUCUUGAUUUAUGCUGGGAAAUAAGUCAAAUUGGCAAAGCAAGUGUUUUGCCCCUUGGACUGAUGACUUCAUUAUUUUGUAUCUGUUGAUGCAAUAAUUGGGGAAAACCCCAUCCACCCUAUUGAUAUUUUAAUAGGCUUCUGAGGAGUUAAACUCCACUUCUCCCCAACUUCAAAUACAGAUCUCUGUAUUAGCAGCAGACUGGACUAUACAAUAUGGACACAAUCUGCUAAUUGCUCCAGAAUCUGACCUGUCUGCAGUUGUACUGAUUUUUGGAAUCCCAAUGUGGGAUGGAUACAAAUAGGCAGCUUUAUGUAUUGUUUUCAACCUGAUCUAGUAAUAUAAUUUUGAACUAGACUCAACUGAUUAAAUCUGAAGCGCUUUAACUUUUAAA
Heteronotia binoei (common prickly gecko) is the source of this 6263-nucleotide messenger RNA. It is a transcript of the gene KDM4A, whose product is annotated as lysine demethylase 4A. The coding region runs from base 55 to 3219 and encodes 1054 amino acids. Lineage: Eukaryota; Metazoa; Chordata; Lepidosauria; Squamata; Gekkonidae. The transcript has 21 exons. The record is from RefSeq and is a predicted model, not a curated record. Gene Ontology annotation, cellular component: nucleus. Gene Ontology annotation, biological process: chromatin remodeling. Gene Ontology annotation, molecular function: histone H3K9 demethylase activity; histone H3K36 demethylase activity.